CCACGACCAAGUAUUUAACUGAUCAGCUUUGUCAGUGCCCCUUGCCCACACCCAACUUCUUUCGUAUCUGGUGAUAUCAAGACAUCGAUUACGACGCCUGUCUUGCAUAUAAAGCUUGUGUCUUAGAGCACGCACUCGACUCGAACCUGCCCCCCUGUCUGUCUCUGCUUUGCGUUUUCACGAUACAUUCACGACGCACGACAAUCUGAUCGUCAACAAUGCUUCUUUACUUCACUUCGAGGAUCAUCAGCUCAGCCGUAGCUUUCCUCUAUCCUGGAUAUGCCUCGUUUAAGACACUCUCACAACGGCCUGCUUCUGAAGAAGAGCUUGAGCGAUGGCUCAUGUACUGGUCCGUACUAGGAUGUAUCAUCGGCGUUGAGUACGUCGCCGAGUGGCUCGUGUCAUGGAUCCCCUUCUACUACCCUAUAAAAACGAUUUUCCUCCUCUACCUCGCCCUCCCCCAAACCCACGGCUCCACCUACAUCUACCAAUCGCACCUCCGCCCCCUCCUCACAACGCACGAAUCCCAAAUCGACGCCGCCCUCGCCCAACUCAAAACGCGCGUUUUCACCUUCCUCACAGAACGUCUCCGCGCCCUCUGGGAAAUCCUCGCUGCCUCUCUCUACGGUGGGAACGCUGGCGCUCCUGGUUCAUCUGCGGCUGGUGCUGGUGCUGGUGCGGGAGGGUUCUUUGGUGGUGCUGGUGGUGAGGCGGCGGGUGGCCCGCCUCCGAGUAUGGGAGAUCCGGUGUCGGGACCUGCGCAGAUGUUGGGGAGUUUAUGGAGGACUUACGGGCCUGUCAUCGUCGCCGGUGGGGCUGCGUUGCUUAAACAAGCUCCUGCUGGAACUGCUGCUGCCCCGCAAGGAAGUGGCGAAGGUGACAGAGCGUUCAUGUCUCCGCCCUCUGGGCCUUCGAGACUCGGAUCGACGCAGUCGGUGUUGGAGAGGAAGAAACAGCUCGAGGCUGAGCUUGCGGCGCUGCAGAAUGCGAAUGUGGAGGGUUAUGAUGUUAGUGAUGGGGGACUGGAAGAGAGCGGGGCGACGUUGAUGCCGCGAGCGGGAGAGGGGGCGAUUAGGACGAGGACGAGCAGUUCGGCGAGCGAUAUGAGGGAGAGGGCGGGAGCGAGGUUCGAGGAAGUUGAGGUGCCGAGCGAUGAGGAGAGGGAACAGCCGGGACGGAUGGGGGAGAGGUCGGGGCAGAGUCAGGGGCAGCAGCCGGCGCGGAGGACGAGUUGGUUUGGAUGGGGAGCGGCGGCGGAGGACGAUAGAGCGAAGAGGGAUUAGAAUAAGUAUGAGGUGCGGGACUCGUCUGUUCACUGUGCUCGUCGACUUUCAUCCUUCAGCUGCACUCCGUCAUUCGCGCCUCUCGCAAUCACUACAGUCACUCUCGGGCUUACUAUUUACGUUGCAUUCGCUUUCCCUGGCAUUCAGACCGGACCACUGGCAAUCAUAUUCUCUGUACUAUAUAUUAUGUAUUUGUUCUUCACGCAAUUCAGUCUGUACAUAAAGCGAUGCCAGAUUCAGUGUAGCGUUGGAGACAUUGACGACAGGUAUUUAUUCGAACAUUUUCCUCCAGUUUGAUCACCAUGGUCUCGUCUCAGUUCACCACAUCUGCCCCGUUCUCAAGCAACAACUGCACAAUGGCUUGGUGACUGUUUGCCAAUGCAGCCUGGAUGGCACU
This is a messenger RNA of Stereum hirsutum FP-91666 SS1, 1680 nucleotides long. RefSeq lists its product as uncharacterized. The record is from RefSeq and is a predicted model, not a curated record. NCBI's taxonomy places the organism in Eukaryota, Fungi, Basidiomycota, Agaricomycetes, Russulales, Stereaceae. Bases 219 to 1283 code for a protein of 354 amino acids. The transcript is spliced from 3 exons.